Spinacia oleracea (spinach) is the source of this 2321-nucleotide messenger RNA. Its product is annotated as F-box protein At1g49990. The transcript is spliced from 4 exons. Gene Ontology annotation, molecular function: protein binding. The annotation marks the transcript as partial. Lineage: Eukaryota; Viridiplantae; Streptophyta; Magnoliopsida; Caryophyllales; Amaranthaceae. The record is from RefSeq and is a predicted model, not a curated record.
GUAAAGAAUAUUCCGGAAAUGAAGAUCCUAACACGAUUACCCGCAAAAUCAAUAUGCCGUUUCAAAUCCGUUUCGAAACGAUGGAAUUCAAUCAUCUGCAACCCCAAAUUUAUCGUUUCCUACAUCUAUGGGUCUCCUCCGUCAUGGUCAAUCUUCGACAGAUUCGUUCGAGUUCACCAGGACGCAGGCGAGUCAAAACCCGAGUUCAAGGUCCAGUGGAAGCAACCCCCCAAUGUGAGUAAUCUCUCUGUUAAUCCUCAUAGAAUAGGCGAUAAUACGAAAGAGUUUAAUCUGGAAAGUGGUAUUCCUCCUGCAUUAGUAUUUAAUUCAAGUAAUGGGUUACUUUUGAUUUCGAUUAAGAUUAAGACGAAACCUUACUGGGAAAUGAACAGUCCAACUAAUGUGGUUAGGAUUAAUACGGAUGAUAGUUUGUAUGUGGUUAAUCCGGUAACAAAUGACUGGGUUUCAAUUCCGAUUGCCCCGGUUCCGAUAAAUAGGCAGGGUAUUCUUGGGUUUAUGACACAGGUUGGACCUACUGGGAUUUUGGAGAGGUUUAUGAUUGUGGAUUAUCAACCUCUUAUUGUGAGUUGUUUUGGUACUUUGGUGUGUUUUCGGUCCGAAACAUGGAAAUGGGAACAGAUUCCAGCGAAUUAUUUGCUUGGUGAGCAUAUAUGGAAGGGUAAGCAAGCUCAUGAGUUUGAUGGACAUUUGUUACUGGUUGAUCCUACUGUAGGGAUUAUUGCUUGGGAUGAACCAUUUGGUGGAGAGAGAAAUGUGAACUGUCAAUACAUUGCUUUACCAACACUGUCUGAAGAUUGGGUGAAUCGGCGGUGUAUUGAUGUUAGUGGAGGGCAUGUUCAAUUUCUGGAGGUAGCUUAUGAAGGAAAUCACAAGUUGAAAUUGUGGAGGUUAAACUAUGAAGUUGGAGAAUGGAGUUUAGUGCACGAGCUGUGCUUCAAUGAUGUUUGGUCCGAUCCUAGAUAAAUGUUUGGUCCGAUCCUAGUUAUUUGACUUAUCGAUUUGGUAAAGUAAUGCCACUCCCUUAUCUGAUGCACUUCUUUUGAAGCUUAUAUCGCCUUCUUCAUGGUGGGAAACCGGAUGUUUUCUUUGGAUGUUCAGAGUGGAAAGGUAAAGAGUUGUUGUUGUGGUUUCACUAGCAUGAUUAAAGCAUUGGAUGGAUGAGUACAUUAAUCUUGCAAAAGUCACUCUUCCAAGUUGGCCAACUAUGUUUUCUCCGACCUUGAAGGCUACUUCUCUGAAAGAACAGGGCAAUGUACAUUUCAAAGCCAAGAACUUGAAUGAAGCUAUGAAUUGCUAUUCAAAAAGCAUUGCGCUGUCACCAAGUGCACUAGCCUAUGCAAAUAGGGCUAUAUAUGGUAUAUCUCAAGGUUGGUAGAUACCAUGAAGCAGAAGUUGAUGUACUGAGGCCUUGAAGCUAGAUGGUGAGUACUUUAAAGCAUAUUGGCGACGAGCAGAAGCCAGGAAGGAACUUGGUGAUCUUAAAGGCUAUGUUGAAGAUGUGGAAUGUGUCUUGAAGUUGAAGCCUGAUAAUGAAGAAAUUAAGAAUCUAUAUGCCGAAGUUCAGAAGGUCAAAUUGUCCGCACCGUACCAACAGGCAACAGCUCCACCUCCAUCCUUCUUUUGAUAACUUCUUUUGGUAACCUACAAACACAAGGUUAAAAAUUAACAUACUUGUGGUAUUUCAUCUUGUAGAUCCCAAGGUUUAGGGAUAUGACUUUAGUAUUCCUUGCACCAUGCCAUCAUAUGUUCCUCUUUUUUCUUUCUUGGCUGCAUGUGCAAUGUUGCUUCAUAUGAAGACCUAUACAUGAAGAAAAGUUUGUGGAAGCUGGUGUUUUGAUUAUGUUCUUUGAGCAUAAAACUUUUGUAGAAUCACUCACUAAUCCUUAAUUUGCCUUUUGUUAUCAUUCAUUUAUGUAAGAUAAUACCCUUUUUCUUUAAAUUAUUAUUAUUAAUGUGAUUCUUUUUAAUUACGCAUCUUAAUUUGCUUUAUAUUCUUGUACGAGGGCAGGAAGAUGGUUCGGGAAGGUGAUUUUACUCAUGAAGGUAUGCAUAACACAUGAAUUAAGGAUGGAGCAGAUGGAUUAUGCACAGGAAGAUGGUAGACACGUUGGAAUUAUAGAAGUAGUUGGAUGCUUUUAUCAUCUCCUGUUAAGACGAAUUCCACGAAACUGAACUAACUUGGCUAUUAUCCUCGAAUUAUAUGUGAAAUUUGUGUUAAAUGCUUUCUUAAAAGGUUGACCAGUGUUUAAGCCAUUGUCUGCUACCCCAAGGAUCUCAGAUAAUGUAGAGCUGUCCCUUAA